This is a messenger RNA of Mucor velutinosus, 1968 nucleotides long. RefSeq lists its product as uncharacterized. NCBI's taxonomy places the organism in Eukaryota, Fungi, Mucoromycota, Mucoromycetes, Mucorales, Mucoraceae. The record is from RefSeq and is a predicted model, not a curated record. Bases 1 to 1968 code for a protein of 655 amino acids. The transcript has 13 exons.
AUGCCAUUCUGCAAUACCAACCCACCUGAAGAAACCAAGAAAGACGAGUAUCCCACUCUGGACACAGUUGUUAAUGUCUCCAAUUGCUUUUAUUAUUUGUCACUGCUGGAGCGCUUUGUUCAAACAACCAGAAACAUGCCUGAAGAUAUCUUGAAAAAGUAUCUAGUGCGUGCUGAAUAUCGAUACUUUAAAUGGGCCUAUACUCAAAAAAUCUCGAGCACGUCAAGGUAUGCGAUUCCACCUUUAGAUAUCGCAUUCUUUUGGCAAGCUCAUAUGCUUAGUCCUUUGCGAUUUUACGAGGAUCAGCACCGUUGCCCUCAAUUCACAGCAUUGAAGAAUAUGAAAAUCCCACUAAAGGAAAUUCAUGAGACAUCUCGAAAGGUUCCAAACAAUGUUUUAAUUCUCUGGAAGGAGGCUAUGGGCGACGAGCCAUACCAUCUCUUGAAGAAUCAUGUGUCUGGCCCCAAGAGUUAUACAAGCUACGCAGAAAUCAAUUGCAUUGUUUGCUUUAUCAAGAUGGAAGUUGACUGUGGCCUCAUGCUUGCACCUGAUGAAUCUAUCAAGUUGAGUUACAAGGACGUUGGGUCCUUGGGCUCUGUCAAGGAUCUCAAAUCAUUGCCCUUCAACAGAGGUACCCAACCUCUUAACAAUCUUAUACUCAAGAACCAAGCAACCAAAUUGAAGAACUCGCCAGAUAAUUCAGCAAGAAGAGAAAGAAUCAUUGAAGCUAUUGAAAGCACGUAUUUGUGCAAUCCUUAUAGAGGAAGCUCUAUUGAUUUGAUACAAGCAGUGGCAAGACAGUACAAUUUUGCAUUCAAGGCUACUCAAACCAUCAAUUGGGAUGCUCCUCAGGGAAUCAUUAAAGGCAUUCGGCAAUACACUAACUUCCUUCAGUUGCUAAAGACGAACCCCACGCUGACUGCAAUACCAACAUUUGAGAUAGAUCUUGCAUGGCAUACACACAUGCUAUUUCCAAGCAGCUAUCGCAAAUUUACAGUCAAGUUUGUGGGCAAAUUUCUCAACCAUGAUGAUACAAUUUCUGAAAGCAAAUUAGAUCAAUACAUCAAAGACACCGAUAGUGCCUGGAGGUUCAGACUCAAAAACAAAGAGCAAGGCACCAAGUCAACAGCCAAAGACGCAUCUGAACCAGUCCCUAUGCCCAAGAGAACAAAUAGCAUCACAGUUAAACUCAAGACCUUGUUCAAGAAGAAUGAAUCUACAAAUGAACAGUCUUUGCUAUCUGAUGAAAAGGCAUUCAAGGGUCGCUAUAUUGCUGGGACAUACCAGUCAUCUCCAGCUUACAAACCUAUCAAUGAUGACGCUCAAAGCAUCACAGAAGACAUUGAUGUAUAUGAUGUGGAAAAUACCAGUUUUCAUGAUAAACGUGACAUCAAAGAGUUUAUCAACUUUAAGAAUUCAGAUGCUGUUAUGGAAGACAAGUUUCGAAAUGUCCAAAGAUCCUUCUUUGGUUUUAUAGGAACAAGCACAUGUGGAACUUCUGACUAUCUUAACAAAUGGGAAAGCCCUGAUAUGUCUGAAAAGGAGAGAGAAGCAUUGCGCUCAAACUACAAAGCGGAUGGGUACUCUCAAGUAUUUGUAUCAAAUGGCGUCGUUCCUACCAUCUCACAAAAGAAAAUGGCAAAGCUUUCAUUUGAGCAACGAGUGCAACUAUCAAAAUAUCAGACAAUGUCAGCCGAAGAAAAGUCCAAGAGACGGGAUAAUCCAACCACAACAGAUUCAUUUGAUUGGAAUAAAGUGAGUAUUAUUUGGGCUGCUACCUAUUCAGGUUCAGGAUACAUGAUAGGCAGCAUGACUUCUUGUGGUGGCGGUGUUGGCUCAAGCUGUGGAGCAUUUUCAAGUUGUGGAGGUGGUGCAUUUUCUAGUUGCGGAGGUGGCGCAUCAUCUAGCUGUGGUGGCGGAUCAUCCAGUUGUGGAGGUGGUGGAUCCUCAAGCUGUGGAGGAUCGUAG